AUGUCGCAGUUGUUGGACAAAGCCAAAAACUAUGUUUCGGAGAAAGUCGCUAACAUGCCGAAGCCCGAGGCGAGUGUCACCGACGUCGAUUUCCAGCGCGUGAGCCGCGACAGCAUCCAGUACUUGGCCAAGGUUGCUGUCGCCAAUCCUUAUGCCACACCCCUUCCUAUUUGUGAGAUCAAGUACUCCCUCAAAAGUGCUGGCAGGGAGAUAGCAUCAGGGUUAAUACCUGACCCAGGGUCGUUGAAGGCAAAGGACACAACAAUGGUGGAUGUGCCAGUGAAGGUGCCUCACACCAUAUUACUGAGCUUGGCAAGGGACAUUGGUGCUGAUUGGGACAUUGAUUAUCAAUUGGAUAUUGUUCUCAUCAUUGACCUUCCUGUCUUUGGCAAUUUCUCCAUUCCUCUUUCUCAGACCGGUGAGAUCAAGCUCCCCACCAUCAGAGACAUGUUUGCCUAA
Messenger RNA from Sphenostylis stenocarpa, 459 nucleotides. The record is from the annotation of a GenBank genome assembly. NCBI's taxonomy places the organism in Eukaryota, Viridiplantae, Streptophyta, Magnoliopsida, Fabales, Fabaceae.